AUGUUCAUUAAAUGUAAUUUGUUACUCCAUAGUAAAACGCCGCAAGAUGCGUUAUCGUACGAUACACCCGAUAAUGAAACUGCUGUGGAACUUUUGAGAUUUCAACAUAAUUUUAUUGUCCAAAAAUUUGGUGCAAGUCCUGUUCAUCAAGCUGCUCUCUCCAUAAUAUUUCCCUAUGCAAUGCACCGCGACAAAAAUGAAAUAAAAAAAUUCUUAGUGGUCCAUUCAAAUGCAGGAUCGCAGGAUGGUCAGCCACUACAAUGCACAAGUAAUCAAAUCAAUUAUCAUGUCGAAAAUGAAUACUCAACUGAAGAUUUUGAUAGCUACGACUUUAAUAAUGAGACUGAGAUGUAUAGAAUGACAAUGCCGCGGUCUCGAAAAACUCGUGAUGUGAGCAAUUAUCAAGAAUCGCCAGAAAAUAGGACUUUAUUGCUAAAUUGCAAUUCACCAUCAUUUUUGUGCUACGAAAUUAAAUGUCAAGUUGGACCUUUCUUUCAAGAACAAACAGUAGUUCGACUAUCCAUAGACAUGGCUAUGAAUGUAUCUGUUUUAAAAGAAAUUUUAGACGACAAUGAUGUUGCACUGUUUUCAAGCAUUGCCAAUGUUAACGUCAUUCGACCUUUCGGGUUAGAACAGACUGCUACUGGAGGAAUAUUGUUACGUCCUGAUGAUUUUGUUUUAUCAACAUUAUUCAGUGGAUCUCCUAAGAAUGGAACUAUCGUACCAUGGAUAAUUGCCGUGGCUGUUGCUGUGGGACUUCUCCUUUUGGGUCUGGUGAUUGCUGGACUUGUCAAGGCCGGCUUUUUUAAGAGAACGACUAAAGAAGAAUUAGAAGCACUCAAAGAGGCUGAUCAGAGUGCACCAGGAAUAAGUGAAGAGGAAGCUUUAGCGCACAGUCAUGAAGUUGAAAACUCAUCCGAAAAAGAAGAAGCUUAA
Molecule: messenger RNA, 936 nt
Organism: Ctenocephalides felis (cat flea)
Lineage: Eukaryota; Metazoa; Arthropoda; Insecta; Siphonaptera; Pulicidae
Product: integrin alpha-8-like
Exons: 6
Coding region: 1-936 (311 amino acids)
Biological process (GO): integrin-mediated signaling pathway; cell adhesion mediated by integrin; cell-cell adhesion
Cellular component (GO): external side of plasma membrane; integrin complex
Molecular function (GO): integrin binding
Source: RefSeq, a predicted model, not a curated record